AUGCUUCAUGAGUUGACCAGCAAGAGGAAAUUGGAGGAGGCCAAGGCUUUGUUCGAUCAGAUGCCACACCACAGCUUGAUGCUGUGGAAUAUGGUUCUUACUGCUUAUGCUCGAUCAGGGUAUCUCGAACAAGCAAGAAUUUGCUUUGAGCAAAUGCCGCAAAAAGACAUUGCAAUUUAUAACUCAAUGCUGACAUCGUAUGGUCGUGCUGAUGAAGCUGCUAAAGCUAAUCAACUGUUUGAUAAAAUGCCAGCGUGGGAUUCUGUAUCCUGGAACUCAUUACUAGCAGCAUAUGCCUGCAUUGGGGAUGUAAGCAAGGCAAAACGAGUGUUUGAUAAGAUGCCAGAGAAAAUUUUAGUGUCAUGGAACACGCUUCUCACAGCUUACGUUCAAAACCAAAAUGUUUCUGAUGCAAUCUUUAUAUUUCAUGGAAUUCCUGUCAGGGAUUUGAUCACUUGGAACGUAAUGCUAUCAGCGUAUGCUCAUGAAGGGCAUAUUCAAGAUUGUUUUAAGGUAUUUCAAGAGAUGCCUGAGAGGGAUCAGGUCAGCUGGAAUUCGGUGCUGGGAGCAGUUUGCUCUAGCCCAGAACAUAUCAACCUAGCGCUACAAAUUUUCCAUCUCAUCCCCAAGAGAACGCUCAGCUCCUACAACACACUACUCCACUGUCUGUGUGAAGCUGGUCUCGUUGUCAAUGCAAGAGAGCUGUUUGAUCGAAUGCCCGAGCGAGAUCUCCUCACUUGGAACACGAUGAUUGCCACAAACUCUGGAGAUGGCUCGAUCGAUCAAGCAGAAAAUGUCUUUAACCAGAUGAAAGAGAGAAGCUUGGUGUCGUUUACGUGCAUGAUCAAUCUCUACUCCCAAGCCGGGAAUCUGGACAUGGCCAAGAACAUUUUCUUUACCGAGAUGCCAUACUGGGAUUUAAUCUCUUCCAGCGCAAUGCUAACAGCGUUAUCUCGUCACGGGGAUUUGAUCAAAGCCGAGUAUUUGCUCGAAAAAAUCCCGAGGCUUGAUAUGGUGCUCUUGACGACAAUGAUCGGACUAUACGCGCAAAGUGGACAGAUAGAGAUAUCCAAAACACUAUUUAUUUGCCCUUUUCUUUCAGACAAGGAUGAAAUUUUCUGGAAUUCAAUGCUAACAGCAAUUGCCGUAAAUGGGCAAUUGCAGCAAACAGAGAGUUUCUUCCAGGUUAUACCCAAUAAGGGUGUUGUGACAUGGACAUCACUAAUGACGUGUUAUGCCAUGCACGGGUACGUGGAUAGGGCGAAAGCGAUAUUUGUUUUGAUGCCCGAGCACGAUGCAAUUGCUACAAACACGAUGCUCGCUGCAAUUACCCUAACUGGGGAUAUUCCAAAAUGCCUGGAGUUCUUUCACGCGAUCCCGGCAAGGAGCUCCACCUCAUGGAGCACUGUGAUUGCUGCGCUUGCUAGGGCGGACGAUACUUUCGAUCGCGCCAGGGAUCUCUUUGACAGGAUGCCAGUAGCCUUCAAGCGACCAUGGAGUGGGAUGAUGGGGGCUUGCUGCCGCAAGGGCGAUUGGCGCGGCGUGAUGGAUCUCUUCUCGGAGAUGAGCAUGCUCGAAUCGCCCGACGAGCUGUGCUUCGUGGCGCUCUUGAUCGCUUGCAGCCAGCAAGGAGGACUGAGUGAUGGGAGGGCGAAAUUCGCGUCGAUGGGCAGGGAUUUUGGAAUGGCGGCCACGAAGCAGCACUAUAGCUGCUUGAUCGAUCUCCUGGGUCGCGCAGGAUACCUCGGGUUUGCGAAGAAUCUGAUAGAGAGCAUGCCAUUCUUCGCCGAUAGCUCGGAUUGGCUGUGUCUUCUCGGAUCCUGCAUCAAAUUCAAGGAUUUCGGCAUGGCGAUCUACGCGGCACGGCAGAUCCUCCACUUAGAUCCACGAAAUCCCAGAGCCUAUGUGUUCUUGGCCAGCAUUUGUAGUAGUCAAGAGCCCUAG
This is a messenger RNA of Selaginella moellendorffii, 1944 nucleotides long. Its product is annotated as pentatricopeptide repeat-containing protein At4g02750-like. The coding region runs from base 1 to 1944 and encodes 647 amino acids. Gene Ontology annotation, molecular function: RNA binding; protein binding. Gene Ontology annotation, biological process: RNA modification. The record is from RefSeq and is a predicted model, not a curated record. Lineage: Eukaryota; Viridiplantae; Streptophyta; Lycopodiopsida; Selaginellales; Selaginellaceae. The transcript has a single exon.